Messenger RNA from Prunus armeniaca (apricot), 1074 nucleotides. The record is from the annotation of a GenBank genome assembly. NCBI's taxonomy places the organism in Eukaryota, Viridiplantae, Streptophyta, Magnoliopsida, Rosales, Rosaceae.
AUGGCACCUUGUGAGUAUGUUGAUGUUCCAAUUGGAUUUAAGUUUCAUCCAAGCGAUGAUGAGUUAUUGAGGUAUUAUCUUCUUAACAAGGUUUGUGGCACACCAUUUGUGUAUAGCAACGUUGUGCCAGAAUUCAAUCUUUAUGGUAAGAAAGAGCCAUGGGAUAUAUGGAAUGAUUUCGGUGGACAAAAAUUAGAAAAGGGUGAAGACCUCUACUUCUUCACCAAAUUGAAGUUAGUGACCGGCAAGGGUUCCCGCGUGGCUCGAACAAUAGGAAAUGGAACCUGGAAAGGUGAGGACAGAGGGACCAUGGUCGGUGAUCCUGCGAAAAAGAAUAUGCCUUUAGGUCUGUGUAAAAGGUUCCGUUAUGAGAAUGAUAAAUCUGAUCAACAUGGCUGCUGGAUUAUGCACGAGUACAGCCUGCACCCUUCAUUGGUGAAGCCCCAUUCAAAUUCAAAUACUUGUGGUGGUGAUGGUAAAUACGUGCUCUGUCGAAUUCGAAAGAAUGACAGAAAGAGGAAGUUAUCAGAGAAUGAUGGUGUCGGUGGUCAUGCGCUAGUACUACAUUCCCCUACCAAGAUUCUAAGGCAACUAGAGAACAGUGAAGAAGUCGUAUUAGGUGCUAAUUUUACUCCAAUUUCUGAGGCUUCUGAGGUUAAUUAUCAUUAUAAUCAGCAGCCGGAGCAGACUAGCAGUGCGUACUUGCCAAUGAAUCAGCCACAAGACUAUGGCUCUGAGCUAAUUAGUGACACUGAUCAUCAACCAGCACAAGGUUUUAAUUAUGACCUCAGCCAAUCUCUAGAUGAUGAUGAUGUUGAUGCAUUGAUGAAGGAUCUCUCAAAUUUGGAUAACAUCCAACCACUUGCAGCACAACCAUUGGGAGGAGGAUCGCGUCCAUAUCCAUCCAUAAUCCAGGAGUCUGCAGUUGAUGAAGACUCGGGCAAUUUUAAUAGUGGAUUUGGGAUAUCAUCAGAAGAUCAAACAGGUGGUGAACUUGGUACUGAAAAUGUUCAACUCAAUGUGUUAGGCUUUCCAGUUCACGAUAAUGAGAUGCUCAAUUUCCUGAAGAUGUAG